Ylistrum balloti is the source of this 3087-nucleotide messenger RNA. Its product is annotated as intraflagellar transport protein 52 homolog. The record is from RefSeq and is a predicted model, not a curated record. The transcript has 14 exons. Bases 80 to 1426 code for a protein of 448 amino acids. Gene Ontology annotation, biological process: cilium assembly; intraciliary transport. Lineage: Eukaryota; Metazoa; Mollusca; Bivalvia; Pectinida; Pectinidae. Gene Ontology annotation, cellular component: cilium; intraciliary transport particle B; centriole.
AUUUGUGUUGAGAGUUAGAUGUUAUUGUAUACAUCAGAGUUUCACAACUUUUCAUUCCUCAUUUGCGAACUUUUCUUACAUGCGGAUUGCCUCGAACAAUAUGGAUGAAAAAGCUCAAAGAAACACUAUUGUAUUCAAUGCCUGUAAAAAUGAAGUGUUCACACCAAGUAAUGGUCUAAAGACACUCAACAGACGAUUACGAUCAACAUGGAAGAUUGUAAGCAACAAAGAAGAAGUGACACUGGACAGAUUAGCUGGGGCAAGCAUGUUUGUGCUGUGUGGCAGCCGGGAAAAAUUCACUGGAGGAGAGUUUGAUGUCAUGAAGCGAUAUAUGCAGAAUGGUGGCAGUCUGCUGGUCAUGUUGGGGGAAGGAGGGGAGUCAAGGUUUGACACAAACAUCAAUUUCCUUUUAGAAGAGUUUGGAGUUAUGAUAAAUACAGAUUCUGUUGUAAGAACAUCAUAUUACAAAUACUUCCAUCCGAAGGAAGCCUUAAUAGCCAAUGGUGUACUAAACAGAGCUGUCAGUCAUGCUGCAGGGAAAACAUUUUCUGUGACAGAAGAUGAUGAAAACAAUGCACAGGCACUGUCAUUUCUGUACCCCUACGGAGCCACGUUAAAUGUUAUGAAGCCAUCUGUUGCUGUCCUGUCUACAGGCAGUGUGUCCUUUCCUCUCAACAGGCCUGUGUGUAGCCUGUAUCAUUCCAAGGGAAAUGGCAAGCUCGCAGUUGUUGGUUCCACGCAUAUAUUUAGUGAUGGAUACUUAGAUAAAGAAGAGAACACAAAAAUCCUGGAUGUCUUGAUUCGAUUUCUGACGACAGAUGACAUAAGACUUAACCCAAUAGAUGCAGAGGACCCAGAAAUAUCUGACUACAACAUGUUACCAGAUGUGGCCAGGUUGGCAGGAGACUUGAAGACAUGUUUACAGGAGAGUGAUGAUGUUCCCAGAGAUAUUACAUCCUUGUUUGACAAUUCCCUUUUUAAACUAGACACAAGUCUGGUUCCAAAAGCCAUUAAAGCUUUUACAGAAUUACACACAAAGCAUGAGCCAUUGACAUUAAUCACCCCUUCAUUUGAAACUCCAUUGCCUCCACUUAACCCUGCGGUGUUUCCUCCUACUUUCCGAGAAUGUCCACCUCCCUCUUUGGAUCUUUUUGAUUUGGAUGAACAGUUUUCUUCAGAAAAAGUCCGACUGGCUCAGCAAACUAACAAAUGCACAGACGAUGACCUGGAAUAUUACGUGCGGGAAUGUGGGGACAUACUGGGCGUGACCACACGUCUACCUGCUGAUGCACGUGAUGCCAAACACAUCCUGGAGUAUGUCUUUGCACAAGUUGUAGAAUUCAAGAAGCUUAACCAGGAUCAGGACUAUGAUCAUGACACAGCCCAGUAUGGAGGAGAUGCAGGCACGGACGCACUGGUUCUGUAAUCAGGCACACAAGUGUUUCUGACAAGUGGAUUAAGGAUCUCUCAUAAUGGCACAUUAGAGAUGUGAUGUAACUAACUGUGAUAAAUACUUUACAAUAGAUUUGUUAACUGGAAGAGACAGACUUUUGACAGCAGUUGUGGUAAAAUAAUGCAGCAGCUUACAAUUUUGUAUUUUAAGAACUUGUCCUUGAUAGACCUUUCAUAUAGUUUAUAUAGAAACUUGUCAACAGACUCGACUUUCCAUCUGGUUUAUAUAGAAACUUGUCAACAGACUCGACUUUCCAUCUGGUUUAUAUAGAAACUUGUCAACAGACUCGACUUUCCAUCUGGUUUAUAUAGAAACUUGUCAGCAGACUCGACUUUCCAUCUGGUUUAUAUAGAAACUUGUCAGCAGACUCGACUUUCCAUCUGGUUUAUAUAGAAACUUGUCAGCAGACUCGACUUUCCAUCUGGUUUAUAUAGAAACUUGUCAACAGACUCGACUUUCCAUCUGGUUUAUAUAGAAACUUGUCAACAGACUCGACUUUCCAUCUGGUUUAUAUAGAAACUUGUCAACAGACUCGACUUUCCAUCUGGUUUAUAUAGAAACUUGUCAACAGACUCGACUUUCCAUCUGGUUUAUAUAGAAACUUGUCAACAGACUUGACUUUCCAUCUUAGUUUAGUUGAACUCAUCCACUUCCACACGAUAAAAUUACAACAUUACAUAUUGAAGUGAUUUUCAUUUGCAAAGGUAAACCACCAAAUUUGACUUGGGUAUAAUUGUGGUUUCAUUUUUCCUGUAAUGGGAGAUUACAUGAUGUGAAGAUUCCUAAUGGUUAGGUGUCUAUGUUAAAGCAUCUGUUUUAAGGCCCCCUGUCACAGAUGUGGUCAUCUACAGUAGUCACGGUCCAUUGAAUCCACCUCAAAGUAUUAAAGUCUAAAAUUUCUGAAAGUAAGUGUAAUUGAAUAAGGUUAAUGAUAAUCAGGCUUAAGAAUAUAGAGGGUUGACUUUAAACUUUAGAGGGUUUUUUUUUGACGUUUUAUUUUAAAAAGCCAGGUGGCAGAACAGAUCUAUUAUCAGAUUGGAUAUCGAGGAGUAUUUGAUUAGUGUCCAACAUUGAUAGUGUCAUCUUCAUAAAUGCAGACAUUAUAUAAAUUCUGAUGAGAAAAAUUUCCAUCCAAGAAAUACUUCAGGUAGAAAUGUCUUGCCAAGUGUGUGUGAUGUAGAUCCUGAUGCUGUGAGGUUACAGGAGGAUACUUAGUGGUAUACAUCACUCUCUUAUAAAAAAUGUUUGUUUACAGAAAACUUUUGUUAGAUUGACUAGAUGUUAACCACCAGACACAACGAUCUAAUCAUUCGACUGUAACUUCUGAUCUGUCUUGACUUCUGACUGACUGAAAACUUGUUUGAAUUAAUGGCAUUGACUCACCUUUAAAGAGUGAGCCCUUUCUUACAUUCAUGACUAUGGUAGGUCGCCCCUGGAGACUUUGGAAUUUUUCAUUCAUAUGCCCACAUUAUAGUCUCCAAGAGUGCUGCAAAUAUCACCCAAGUUUGAAAUCAGGCUGUGGACAAACUUGUUGAAAUGUGUCUUGUACGUUUUCAUCUAUAUGUGAAUUCACUGAACAUUUGCAAAAUUAGGUUUUUAAAUCUAAAACUUGUGUACAUAAAGAUUAUUUAUGA